CUUUCAUUAGAAAAACUUUAUGUACAACGAGAGUACAUGUAUGAAUCGACAAAUAUAAUUUACUUUGAGUUUUAUACUUAGCGUUAUCAAGUAAUUAGUAAAAUUUGUUACGCUCCUUUUUUUUUUGUUUUUGAAUUAAAAAAUUAUAAUUUUGCUGUUAUAAGAAAAUGUCAAAAUGACAGAAACAUACAAUCCAUUCGUAUAUUGGGCUCAAACUGAGAAUCAGAUUACAUUAAAAGUCGAUUUGGCUGACGUCAAGGAUAUUAAUAUUAAUUUGCAAGAAAAGAAGUUGCAAAUAAGUGCAUACGGUCAAGGUGCAAGAGGGUGCAAUAAUUAUGGAUUUAGUAUUAACUUUCAUGAACUUGUUAAUCCUGAUGAAAGCAAUUACAAAGUGAUUGAUCGUCAGAUAGAUUUUACAUUGAAAAAACAAUGUUGUGGAUGGUGGCCACGAUUGACUAGUCAACCACAAAAACCACCAUGGCUUAAAAUAGAUUUUGAUAAAUGGAAAAGUGAAGAUAUGGAUGAUAAUGAGUAUGAGAAGCGAGAUGUUUCUACCGAUUAUCCUGAUAUGUAUGAUAAAUUACAUAAAGAAGAACUUGGAUAUAGGAAAGAGGAUUUUAAGAAGGUAUACUUAAUCAUCUACAACUUAUGUCAAUUUGUCGGAUUUCUUUAUAUUCUUGUCGUUAUGGGCGUGAAAUAUUCUCGUGAUGGACCAGCUUCUAUGAAACAUACGUACGCUACUGUUGGAAAUCCAAUGAAAUUUAUACAGUUGCUACAAUUUUUAGAAGUUAUGCAUCCUUUAUUUGGUUAUACCAAAGGUAGCAUAAUGAUACCUCUCUUACAAAUAGGAGCCAGAUCAUUUGUAUUAUUUUGCAUGAUAGAAGGAGAAUCACGUAUGCAAACUAAACCAGUUGUGUUUUAUCUCUUUAUUGUAUGGAGCGCAGUAGAAGUAAUCAGAUAUUUAUAUUAUAUUACACAAUUAUUGAAUGUAGAUAUUUAUUUCUUAAUGUGGUUAAGGUAUACAGUAUGGAUACCAUUGUUUCCAUUAGGUAUAAUAUGCGAAGGUAUUAUAAUUUUGCGUAACAUUCCAUAUUUUGAAGAAACACAACGUUUUACCAUAUCGUUACCAAAUUCGUUCAAUUUUUCUCUUCAUUUUCCGACUUUCUUGCGAAUUUAUUUAUUAUUAUUAUGUAUACCUGGUAUUUACACAAUGAUGUCGCAUAUGAAUCAUGCUCGUUAUAAAAAACUUGGGAAAUCUAAUAUAAAAAGGAAAUACACAUAACUUCAUUUUACAUAGUAUAUAAAUAUAACUUAAAAUAAUAGCCAAAGAUAAUAUUAUUUUUAGUA
Vespa mandarinia (Asian giant hornet) is the source of this 1347-nucleotide messenger RNA. It is a transcript of the gene Hacd2, whose product is annotated as 3-hydroxyacyl-CoA dehydratase 2. Gene Ontology annotation, cellular component: endoplasmic reticulum membrane. Gene Ontology annotation, molecular function: 3-hydroxyacyl-CoA dehydratase activity. Gene Ontology annotation, biological process: fatty acid elongation; sphingolipid biosynthetic process; very long-chain fatty acid biosynthetic process. NCBI's taxonomy places the organism in Eukaryota, Metazoa, Arthropoda, Insecta, Hymenoptera, Vespidae. The record is from RefSeq and is a predicted model, not a curated record.